AUGGGCACGGCCGGCACCGGUACUCGCCGCGUCCGCCGUUGUGGUCGUCAAGACGUCAUAAUCACGCGAGUGCGCACGAGGGCACUUGCAAAUGUAUCUGCCGAAAUCUCUGCCCAGUGCGCAACAUUUGCGCUUCUUGCGUGGCUGAAGGGUGCGCAGAAGCAAAUCCAUCGCCACCGACAGCUGAGAACGACACGUACAACAACACACGGGUGCAAGCGGAUGCUCAGAGAUCUACAUCCUCGCGGUCACACGGAUAUCUGUGUUCCUAUCAUGACGGUGUGCGGACUACGGCGCAGUAGUCGUGCCCUCUGUCGUACUGCUAGUGGCUGCGAGCUCUGUCGAAGUGGCUCCAGGUGUUCGCACAUGAUCCAUGAAACCGUAGCAGAUACCGAUAAUAUUCAUUUUGCGUCCGGCACGAAACACUCUUCUGGCUACUUUUGUUUAGCGUACACGCUGGUGCAACCCGGUCUUUCCGUGGCCGGCGUUGUCUUUUUUGAGUCACUCCAUCGACAGUGGAGUGUUUCGAUGUGCGAGUGUCCACCAGGCAUCUCCUACAUACAGCAGCCCCUAGACGCGUUCGUACACGUACAGUCGGUAACAUCCAUCAGCGUAUGUGCCCAUGAAGUACGCGGGGAGACCUACAGCUGUGGACCCUAUGAAAUGCAAGGAGCCCAGAUGCAGAUGGGGCAGAUGGAACAAGAAUUCGACGCCGACGCGUAUCGGAUGUACCUCAAUUUGCGGCGAAACUUCGUGUACGAAAAUGGGUGUAUUGCUACAUGGUGUCGUCCCCCUCUAGUCUACGCUGUCGUCCUGACUGGCCCGUGCACUGGUGUGGCGCAAGCCCACGCAGACAGUACGAAAAGGCGCACUUUUCACGUCUUUGAGGGAGUAGCUUGCUGCUACGCGCCGUCGCAGCGCCGGGAUAGUACCACCUUCAAAAAUGCUGCGGAGGGCUCCUGGAGAGCUCCUCAGAUUGCGCGUAGCCCACGCGGCUUGCCAUCAGCACUGCGGUGGCAGAGCAGUAAAGUGGCGGACAUAGCCGUCCGGAACGCGAAGCAGACCGUGCAGUCUACAUUUGGUUCGCGACGUCUGCACCGGUUCAAUGUGGACGCUGUCUCCCGGUUUCGUAGUUCGCGACGUCUGCACCGGCUCAAGGUGGACGCUGUCUCCCGCGCGCUGAGCAAGAGAUCUAGGGCGAUACAGGCUGCUCCGGCGACACCUGUGCUGUGCGCUUCCAAAGCAGAAAUGCUGCUCACGGCACAGCUGCAGCGCCAUUUUCUUGAGAAGCGGCUAGAAGAGAUUCGCCUACAAAACAAGGAGCGAAAGAAGCGUUUGCGAAAAGAGCGUUUUCUGGCAAAUCAGGCGCCCGAGCACUCAACGACAGUUGCUUCCGGAAAGAGCAGUGAGCAUACACAUACACAUACAUCUAUACAUACCUACAUACGAAUCUGGAUGAUGCCGGCGUUGCGGAGGGCGACUGUUGUGGAGGGGGUGGGCUGUCUGCGCCGACCACCAGAGACGAAUUCAGCCUCCACGUACGGACCGCGUAAUCACCCGGAGGCAGCCGUGUUGAAGCAGGUUGGCGUGGGCACUGGGAAAGGAUACCCACUGAUGUAUAGCGCUGUAUCAAAGGACUCGCAGUUACGCACAACGGGGUGCUUCCGUUUUUCCUUGUGCACGACGCUAGCCGGGGCCAGCGCACAGCGCGUGUACCGGUCUCUGGGUUCUUCGCCAGGCUCUUUCACCUAG
Molecule: messenger RNA, 1752 nt
Organism: Rangifer tarandus platyrhynchus (Svalbard reindeer)
Lineage: Eukaryota; Metazoa; Chordata; Mammalia; Artiodactyla; Cervidae
Source: the annotation of a GenBank genome assembly